Molecule: messenger RNA, 1308 nt
Organism: Guillardia theta CCMP2712
Lineage: Eukaryota; Cryptophyceae; Pyrenomonadales; Geminigeraceae
Exons: 12
Coding region: 1-1308 (435 amino acids)
Biological process (GO): proteolysis
Molecular function (GO): peptidase activity
Source: RefSeq, a predicted model, not a curated record
AUGAUAACUAAGGAGCACUUCUUCCUCCUUCCAUUGAGGCACGACCAUAGCAACGGAGGGCAGCUGGAAGUUUUUGUGCGCGAGCUCGUGCUCUCCAAGAACAAGGACAGGGCAGACCUGCCCUCGUUGGUCUUCCUGCAGGGAGGCCCAGGCUUCCAAGCAGGUCGUCCGGUGACCGCAGAGUCGGGUUGGAUGAAGAGGGCGCUAGAGGAGUACCGGGUCUUCCUUCUGGAUCAGAGAGGGACUGGACGCUCCUCUCCUAUUACCCACGAAACUUUGACCAUGAUGAAAGACCCUGGGGAGCAGGCGGAGUAUGUCUCACUGAUGCGAGCGGACAACAUAGUCAAGGACUGCGAGGAGAUCCGCAAGCUCGGACAAUCCUUCGGCGGCUUCUGCGUAUUGUCGUACCUUUCCCUCGCUCCCCAAGGGCUGAAGGAGGCGAUCAUCACCGGAGGCCUUGCACCGGCAGAUCCGAUCUUCUCCCCUGCUGCUGGACGUGAUGGACUUGCAGUUUACAGGGCCACCUACGACAGGGUGGCUGCGAGGAGCGAGAAGUUCUAUCUCAAGUACCCCCAGCACGUGGCGACCGUCCGGCAGAUCGUUGAGCUCCUUGACAAGGAGCCGCAGAGGUUGCCGGGAGGAGGAGUCCUCACUGCGAGAAGGUUCCUCCAGCUCGGGCUCUGCCUGGGCAGUGGGAGCGGGUUUGAGCACAUGCACUACCUGCUAGAAGACCCCUGGCUCCGCUCCUCCGACCCCUCAGCAGGAGGCAAGAGCUUCCUCAAGGCGGUGGAGGAUGAGAUGAGCUACGAAACGAAUCCCCUCUACGCCAUCGCCCACGAGACCAUCUACUGCUCGGGCGUUGGAGCGUCCAAGUGGUCAGCCCAGCGGAUCAUGCAGGAGAGGAAAGACUUCGACUACAAGGAGAAGCUGCGGGAUCCCAAGGGGAAGAUUUACUUCACUGCCGAGCACAUUUUCGACUGGAUGUACGACGACUACCUUCAUCUGCAGGGUCUCAAGCCGGUUGCUGCUCUCCUUGCGAGCAAGCAGCACUGGACGAAGCUCUACGACAAAGAGAGGCUGAACGCUUGUCAAGUUCCGACCGCAGCUGCGGUCUACUACGACGACAUGUACGUCGAGAGGAGACUGUCCGAGCAGACGGCGCAGGAAAUCGGGUGUCUGCCGGGAGCGGUUCCCAUCAAGACAUGGAUCACCAACGAGUAUCAGCACAGCGCCAUCCGUGACGACGGCUACAGAGUGCUGGAUGUUCUGCUGGGGAUGCUGAGAGGCAGCAAGCAGAUCCCUUCCUAG